AUGACUUCAGUGACCAUAUUUGGGAGUUCGAAGAGACACCAGAAUUUUCUUUUGGGGUUAAUGACAAGCAAGAAGAGGCUGAUGGAGUAUCUGAGGAUGAUGGAGUAUCAGGGGAACGAUGAGCAAGGAUCCAAAACUGAUGAAGAUGGUCCCAAGAAUGAUAAAGAAGAUGGGAGUGAUGAAGAGUUUCAAACUCCAAGAGGAACAGCGAACACAAACUCCGAUGGUAGAAAGGGAAAGAAGAGGCUCCCGGAUCGUGGAAUGGAAAAAAGGAAGCAAAAGGUUCUCUGUUCUAGCGCCAAACAGACGCCGUUUAAUGAGGGUAUGAAGAGCUUUGUGGCCCAGUUGUUUCAGCAGAAUUUUUCUGCAAUGGAAGAGAGGCUAGAGAAACAGAUGGGUGAAAGAUUUGAGAAAUUACAGUCUGAGCUUAGAGGGUCGGUUAAGGAUUCAACCGUGGAUGCAACCGUAGAUGCUACAGAGGAUGAGAUUAUGAGUGAAGCAGAAGAUAUGGACAUAGGGAUAGGUACCCAAGGCCUCGAAGACCUUUCCCAGGCCUCAAACGUGCCAGAACCUACCAAUAAGGUUGUCCUUAGACCAGCUCCAUCCAAACCUCUAAACUGA
This is a messenger RNA of Eruca vesicaria subsp. sativa (arugula), 621 nucleotides long. The record is from the annotation of a GenBank genome assembly. Lineage: Eukaryota; Viridiplantae; Streptophyta; Magnoliopsida; Brassicales; Brassicaceae.